AUCACUCGCUUAAACCGCCCAUUUGAUCUCAAUAAGUCAACUACAGCUCGCCCAGUGUCCGCUCGAGCGUGUAUCAGCGAUUCACAAAUAUCGAGGUAUAAUACAUUUGCGCCUAGAGCAUGUCCUCAACUUCGGCGGCCAGUGGUAGUAGCGGUGCAGGUAGUGGAAGUUCAGCCUCUGCCGCCGCCACCGCACCAAAUGCUAGCAAUAGUAUGAACGCAAGCAGUGGUCGCGGCCGCAACAGCAACGCUGGGGGUGCCAACGCUAAUAAUUCGGGUGCCGGAAGCUCCAACGCCAAUCCAAACAACGCUGUGAAUGCUGCUGGCACUGCCACUGCAGGGACAGGGGCUGGAGAAGAGACACGUAAAGAUCCAAAACCAAAUCCAAAAAUUUCCAAAGCAUUGGGUACCUCAGCUAAGCGCAUACAAAAGGAAUUGGCCGAAAUAACACUUGAUCCACCACCGAAUUGUAGUGCCGGUCCCAAAGGUGAUAAUCUGUACGAAUGGGUUUCAACAAUAUUGGGACCGCCCGGCUCGGUAUACGAAGGUGGCGUCUUCUUUCUGGAUAUACAUUUUUCACCUGAAUAUCCCUUCAAACCGCCAAAGGUGACAUUUCGCACGCGCAUCUAUCACUGCAAUAUAAAUAGUCAGGGUGUGAUUUGUUUGGAUAUUCUCAAAGAUAAUUGGUCGCCAGCGUUGACCAUAUCGAAGGUGUUGCUGUCAAUUUGUUCCCUGCUGACUGACUGCAAUCCUGCGGACCCUUUGGUUGGCAGCAUCGCUACUCAAUAUUUGCAGAACCGUGAGGAGCACGACAGAAUCGCACGACUUUGGACAAAAAGGUUUGCCCAAUAACCGGGCAACAAAAGUUCUUUGUAAAUUUAAUUUAACCUGAUUUUUUACAGAUAUGCAACAUGAUUUCCUAAUCUUGUAAGUCCCGACAUUAAAAUAAAAUUACAUAUAUAACAACAGCAGCAACAAUACAAAAAGUUAUGUUUGCGGCAAAAAAAAAAAAAAUAAAAUAAAAAAAUAAAAAAUUGAAACGAAAAAUAAAAAAUUGCAAACAUCCUGCAAAUAAAUUAUAAUGAUAAUGGUAAAAUUAUGAUUUUAAAAGGAAAGUAUCUCUCCUAAAUAUGUAUAACACUAUAUAAUAUAUAUUAGAAAUUAAUUAUAAAAAUAAUACAUAAUAUAACAAAACGAAAAAAAAAAAAAAAUAUUAAGCAGAUAUUGAGUAGGAACAAGGGACCGGAAGCGAAUGAAUACCAAGUUUAAUUAUUAGCGUGCAUUUUCAUUUUUUUCAAAAACAAAUGUCAUUCAAAAGACGAACGUAAGCAUAACACUGCUAAAUUUAACGAAAUCGAAAAUACUAUACUUAUAAAAUAAAAAAUAUGUACAAUUCAUGUUUUACUUUUAUGUGAGAAAAGAAAUCAAUCAACCAAACAUACAUACCUACAUACAUAAUUGCAAACUUCACUUCAACAAAAUACAAUACAAAUAAGUAAUAAACCAAAUCGCUGAUGGAGUGUGAAAAUAAUAAACCACAUAAGUCCAGCUGCAUACAAACAUUAUUUUGAAGCAAAACAGCAAUAAAAAAAAAUAGAAAAAAUCCCAAACAAGAAAAUUAUGGUAACGAAAGAGCUGAUAAAUCUGUUCGAUUAAUUGUAUUUUAGUGACGGAACUGAGAAGCAGGUGACAACUUCUUGUCUUUAAAUUGUAAACAUAAUCGUGAGCCUCAAAUAAAAACUAUGAUACAAAAUAUUGAA
Anastrepha ludens (Mexican fruit fly) is the source of this 1759-nucleotide messenger RNA. It is a transcript of the gene Ubc2, whose product is annotated as ubiquitin-conjugating enzyme E2 E1. Gene Ontology annotation, biological process: protein polyubiquitination. NCBI's taxonomy places the organism in Eukaryota, Metazoa, Arthropoda, Insecta, Diptera, Tephritidae. Gene Ontology annotation, molecular function: ubiquitin conjugating enzyme activity. Gene Ontology annotation, cellular component: nucleus. The transcript has 2 exons. The coding region runs from base 120 to 851 and encodes 243 amino acids. The record is from RefSeq and is a predicted model, not a curated record.